Orbilia oligospora ATCC 24927 is the source of this 3966-nucleotide messenger RNA. RefSeq lists its product as uncharacterized. The record is from RefSeq and is a predicted model, not a curated record. The transcript is spliced from 4 exons. NCBI's taxonomy places the organism in Eukaryota, Fungi, Ascomycota, Orbiliomycetes, Orbiliales, Orbiliaceae. Gene Ontology annotation, molecular function: protein binding; catalytic activity. Bases 1 to 3966 code for a protein of 1321 amino acids. Gene Ontology annotation, biological process: nucleoside metabolic process.
AUGGCGGAAUCGGUGAUAGAAAAUUAUACAGUAGGCUGGAUAUGCGCCUUACAAGAAGAAUACGAAGCAGCCUGUCGAAUGCUCGAUGACGAGUUCGAAGCUCCAGAUGAACUAAAUAUCGACAUGAAGGACGAUAACACCUACGAAUAUGGGAUGAUAAACGGACACUACGUAGUAAUCGGAUGUCUCCCAAGCGGCCGCUAUGGAACCGUCUCAGCCGCGAUUGUCGCCAAGGACAUGGUUCGAUCAUUUCCAAAUCUAAGAUUCGCCUUGAUGGUCGGAAUAGGCGGAGGGGCGCCGACAAACCAAAGGGAUAUAAGAUUGGGUGAUGUUGUGGUUAGUCAACCGGAAGGAGAUCUCGGGGGGGUUGUACAAUUUGAUCUUGGGAAACGGCUGCAAGAGGAAGGGGAGGGCGAUGGAGCUGAUGGGAGAGGGUCAUCACAGUUGUUCAGACGGACUGGUCAAUUGAAUGCUCCGCCGUCGGUAUUGCUUGGGGCCAUGCCGCGUUUGUUACGGCUUCAUAGGGAUACAAGGAGACCCGAUAAAUUGGCGGAGCAUAUCAAGUUGAUGGAUGAUAUGGCUAGUUUUCGACGUCCCUCUCAGGAUCAAUUAUAUCGGUCGAAUUAUUUGCAUCAAAGUGCAGGUAAAACGUGUCAGAAUUGCCAGGAAGAACAGACGGUAGAGCGUCCCCCGCGUGAUGGGAGCCGUGAAGUGAUGAUUCAUUACGGAACAAUUGCUUCUUCGAACACUCUUAUGAAGAACGCUAUUGAAAGAGAUCGGUAUGCUAGGGAAGUUGGUAUCUUAUGUUUUGAGAUGGAAGCGGCGGGUUUGAUGAAUAAUCUGCCUUGUCUCGUUAUCAGAGGGAUAUGUGAUUAUUCGGAUUCGCACAAAAACGAUGAGUGGCACAAUUAUGCGGCACUGACGGCGGCAGCGUAUGCAAGAGAGCUUCUAAAUACUUUGAGGCCGGCAAAAAUACAAGAGCUACCAUCGUGGGCUCCAGAGUUCCGAAUCAUUCUCAAAGACAUCCAAAAGGAUGUUGUCGUUAGUAAAAACAACAUGGAUGUCAUACUCCACCACCAAGUCGCCCAAGAAGAAGAGAAGAUCAUCGAAUGGCUUACUCCGAUUGACUACGGAACACAGCAAAGUGAUUUCCUUAACAGAAGAUAUCCAGGGACGGGAUCUUGGCUUCUAGAAUCUGAAGAAUAUCAAAAAUGGAUACGAUCCCCCGGUACCGGCAUGACGCUCUUUUGCCCCGGAAUCCCUGGAGCUGGAAAAACGAUUCUCAUGUCAAUUGUUAUCGACGAUCUAUAUCAAAAAUACCGUACCGAUUCCGACACUUGUAUCGCCUAUGUAUACUUUAGUUUUAAGCAACAGUUAACAGAAGAAGAGUUUUUCUCAUAUCUAUUGAAAAAGCUAAGCAUGGCCCGACCGUCUCUACCGGAAGAAGUACGGUUGUUAUAUGAAGACCAUAAGAAGGAAAAAACACGACCAACAGUUCAAGAAGUCUUGAGGGCAUUAAAGACCGUAAUGUCUUUGUACGAAAAACUAUUCUUUGCGGUCGAUGCUCUAGAUGAAUGCCAGAGCUACGAUGAUGGUGGAUGCCGAGGAAGGAUUUUGGAUCGGUUAUUCGAACUUCAGGCGGAAUAUGGGGUCAAUAUAUUUGCUACUUCGAGAUUUAUUCUGGAUAUAUCAAAUAGAUUUGAACGACUAGGCAGCGCGAUGUUGAAGAUUCGGGCUACGGAUGAGGAUAUUCGAAGGUACUUGGACGACCAAGUAUCGCGAUCAGAGCGGCCGCUCUUGAAAUCUUACAGAGAGGAAAUUAUAACGGAAAUUACAAAGGCGGUCGAUGGGAUGUUUUUACUGGCCCAACUACACUUUCGAAAUCUAUGUACGAAGAAGUCUCUAAAAAAACUACUCGACGGAUUAAAAACACUCCCAACCGGUUCAGAGGCCUACUACAAAGCUUACGAAAGUGCUAUGAAAAGGGUUGACGGCCAAGAUACAGAUUCAAGAGAACUGGGUAUGAAUGUGAUCUCAUGGGUUACUUGCUCCAUGAAGCCACUAACCAUCAUUGAACUUCAGCAUGCGCUUGGAGUUGAGCUCGAAGGGAUGGAAUCAACUGGGAUGGAAUUCGACGAAAUAAACAUAUCGACCGUCGAAGAUAUAAUAUCAGUAUGCGCUGGUCUGGUCACAAUCGAUGCCGAAAGCAAAAUUAUUCGUAUCGCCCAUUAUACCGCACAGCAGUAUUUUGAAGAAACUCAGCAGAAGUGGUUUCCUCGCGUUGAGGCUAAUAUCACGGAUGUCUGUGUUACAUAUCUCUCGUUAAAAGUGUUUAAGACUGAGAGCGAAGAGAUGGGGAAAAGACUGGGGAACGAUCGUAUGUAUAUCAAUCAAACUCAUGUAAAUGAGAGGGUGAAGGAGAAGGAAAAACGCCUGGGACUAUAUCCAUUUUACGAAUACGCUGCGAAUAACUGGGGACAUCAUGCUCGCAAACUAGCAUCCCAAAAACGACCUCGACUGAUGGAGUUCUUAUCCUGCCAAUCAAUCCUGGACCUGUCACUUCAAGUAACAAUUUCAAAGCAUCAAAUCGAUCCUUGGACAAUGACGACAGCCUUGCACAUGGCAGCAUAUUUCGGACUGAUUGAAGUCGUAAAAUCGUUUAUAGAAAGUGGUGCGGAUGUCAAUACCAAGGAUUUCUGGGGGCAGACGCCACUGUGUUUUGCAGCGAAAUACGGCCACCAAGAGAUUGUCAGACUACUCCUUGCUCAUCCCAAAGUUUACCCAGACUGUAUACCAAACGAAACCGGUAAACCGUCGUUCCGGGCCCCAUUAUCAUUCGCAGCGGAAAAUGGCCACAGCAAAAUCGUUCAAAUAUUCCUCAAGGAUCGAAGAAUCGACCCGAAUUCUAAGAGCCGUGAUCCGCAUGAGCGGCAAAAUACUUGGACCCCAUUAUCAUACGCGGCAAGAGAAGGCCAUGAGGAGGUAGUUAGGAUCCUGCUUAAUGAUCCUCGAGUUGAUCCGGACUUCACAGCUCGGACGGACUAUGGCCAAAGCAGAUCACCGCUUUCUCUCGCAGCAGGUGGGGGCUACGAAGAAGUGGUCAGAAUCUUACUUGCAGACCCUAGAAUCAAACCGGACUCUAAAGCUGCCGAGUAUGCAAUCGAUAAUAUCAAUCAAAGCAGAGGAGAAAACUGGACACCCUUAUUCUUUGCUGCACGACGGGGGCAUGAAGGAGUUGUCAGAAUGCUACUACAGGACCCGAGGGUUAACCCAAAUGCUCGGGCUAAAAACCCGACUGAGGAGGAGGAAAAUCGAACAGCACUGUCUUAUGCUGCGGAAUAUGGUUGGGAUGGAGUAGUUAAAGUCCUAAUUGCGGAUCCUCGAAUCGACAUCAACGUAAAGUCAGAGCCCUAUCGUUGGGAAACCGGGUUUGUAACCGGAUCGGGAGGCCUAACACCAUUAUCAUAUGCAACAAUACACGGGAAGGAGGCAGUUGUCCGUCUACUACUCGCAGCACCCGGAAUCGAUCCGAAUGCUUGCUCUGUUUCUGGCUCAUACUUGGGAGAUUCACCACUCCUUCUCGCGGUUAAGAAAAACCGUGGAGAGAUAACCAAAUUCCUCUUAGCCCACGAAAAAGUUAACCCCAAUCAACGUGGGUAUCACGGGGAAACAGCACUAUAUUGGGCUGUAAAAAACAAUCUUGAGGAUAUGACGAAAAUGCUGCUGGCGCACCCGAAAAUCGAAGUGAACAAUAGAUUCUACAACGAGGAAACAAUCCUAAUACGUGCAUCUAGAUAUGGACUUAGAGCGAUGGUUCGCCUACUGCUUUCACGUAAGGAUAUUGACACCAGUAUAAAAGAUUCUUCAGGGAAAACGGCUUUGUUACAUGCGGAGUUCAUGUUAUAUCGUCAACCGGAUUGCGGACCCUUGGAAAGGACAAAGGGUAACAGCAGGGAUGGUAUCUAA